Trichoderma gamsii is the source of this 1488-nucleotide messenger RNA. Its product is annotated as metallopeptidase family M24. The record is from RefSeq and is a predicted model, not a curated record. Bases 1 to 1488 code for a protein of 495 amino acids. NCBI's taxonomy places the organism in Eukaryota, Fungi, Ascomycota, Sordariomycetes, Hypocreales, Hypocreaceae. The transcript has a single exon.
AUGAUGCAUAACUACCAGUCUAUCAAGGACGAAAAGGGCACAGCGCUGCCAAUAACAUCGCCACCGACAAUAAAAACAUCACAUCGUCAGCACUUAUCCGCAAGGUCACGAUUCCGCAUCUCAUUCUUCACGACUCUCUUCUUCCUCGGCACCUUUCUCCUCUAUAAAAACACUCUUCUUCCAUCAUCCCUUUGCAGCCACCACACCCACCACCCAAACAUCGCCAAAGUCCAAAAAUGCUCCAUCACAAACUUCAAAUCCGACCUCUCCUUCCUCGACAACGCGCACCCCAUCCAAGCAGAUGAAUUCCUCCAACGCAGAGACCGUCUCGCACAGGCCCUCGCCCGCAACAAAGUAGACGCCUUUGUGCUCGAACCGGGCUACACGUUCCAGUACUACGGUAACAUCUCUCAGGUCGAUUGGGAACCGUGGGAGCCUGAAGAGCGCCCCUUUCUCAUGCUCAUCAUGCCGCAGAUUUCAUCCGACGAUGGCAAAAUCUCUGCAAAGACGGCCUUUCUCUCGCCGCAUUUUGAAGAGGGCCGUGUGCGUAUGCUGGGCAUCCCGUCUCUUGAGGAGGAGCUGGACAUCGUCAUCUGGGAAGAGCACUGGAACCCAUACACAACACUGCUCGAGUCAAGACUCUUCAAGGACAUUGAGGUCCCCACGCUCAUGGUAGACGAAGAAAUGCGCGACUUCAUUGUCCGCGGUCUCGACGCCAACGGUUUCCGCACCGUCGGCCUCACCCCCGAAGCCGAGCUCGUGAGACAGCAAAAGUCCGCUGCCGAGGUCGCGCUCCUCAGGGCCGUCAAUACCGGCACCGUGGCCGCCGUGAGGGCCAUGCGGCCGUGCCUCGUGCCGGGCCUGACUGAAGACGACGUCACUUCCAUCCUGGACAAGACGUUGCUCUCUGUUGGCUUCAGCCUCUUCUUCGACAUUGUCCUCUUUGAGGAGCAUGGCGCCCUGCCUCAUGGGGGGUUCGUCACCGGCGGGAAGAAGCUCACGUAUGACUCCAUGGUUGUCAUUGACGUUGGUGCCCAUUAUCUCGGUUACUCGUCCGAUAUAUGCCGUAGCUUCCUGAUCGAUGCGCCAUCAUCAUCUUACUCUGCGGAUCCUCUACGAGCAGAAAAGGAAAAAGUCUGGCAAAUCGUCUUGGAAGCGCAAACCGCUGCAGUUGGGGCCAUGAAGCCAAACAACACUGCUGCCAGCGUUGACAUUGCUGCGCGAACAGUCAUUGAAGAUGCAGGAUAUGGGUAUGGAUUCACGCAUCGCCUCGGACAUGGCAUUGGCAUUAAAGCGCACGAGUCGCCGUACCUGAACAAGUGGAACACAGCUGCGCUUCUACAGCCCGGGAUGACAUUUACCAACGAGCCGGGAAUCUAUUUAGAAGGCAAAUUUGGAGUUAGGCAUGAAGAUAUUUAUUUGGUGAAGGAGGACGGCGAGGCAGAGCUCCUCACGGGCCAGCGAGCAAGAGGAUUGUAUGAGCCUUGA